Molecule: messenger RNA, 5456 nt
Organism: Mycena citricolor
Lineage: Eukaryota; Fungi; Basidiomycota; Agaricomycetes; Agaricales; Mycenaceae
Source: the annotation of a GenBank genome assembly
ACAUCAUCCCUCUCUCGAGCAGAUCCUCCUCCGUGCUCUGUCGUGCCAUGGACCGCCGCCCGGACCGCCCAUUGGUCAUCAAAUGCACAUUCAAUGGGUCUACUAAACGUAUCACAUUUAACUCGGCAAGGAACUGUUCGUACGAUCUCUUGCGACAUAGGGUUGAACAAUGCUUCUCAUUAUACGCUGCGACAUACCUCAUUACAUAUAAAGACGACGACGGCGAGAUCACCGAUGUCACGACCGAUACCGACCUCACCGAAGCCAUCACGUACUUUCAGGCCGGCGCUGACGACGGGCCUCUAUCAUCCGCCGCCUCAAUACUCUCGGGUAGGAGUUUCGGAGGGAGGAAGAUCACGGUCCGGGUGGCGGUCACCGUCGACUACGAUGGGCCGAGUUUGUCUGAUACGUCGUCGGUGCUGAGCCUGGGGAUGGCGUCUGGAUCGGGCGCUGGGGAGGGGAACUCUUAUCAGCGGAAUGGCUAUGGUGCGGGAGGCAGAGAGAGUGAAUUCUCGUUCGGUGCGCAGUCGGAGUUGGAGCUAGAAGACGAUGCGGUCACGGUCAGCUCAAGGGACCCCGUCCCCCGCGCCCAGUAUCGAAUCAGGGAUGUUCGUUCCCAAGGCUCAUGGGAUGUGCUCUCCCGGGGGAGUGGUGGGUCGAGUCGUCUCCCCGCAAAGUCCUCGAAUCAUCACCAGUCCGAUGACACCGCCCGGGAUCCAUUCGCCGAUAAAAGCAAGCCCGGAUCGACGACGGCACAGGAUGAGUACAUUACGUCCGACCCUUCUGCUGUCUUCGAGCGUCUGAAGCUGCAAGAGCAAGACGACGAGGACGACUCAUCGAGCAUCCAGUCCGACUUGGUCAACGGCAAUGGCCGAGCGGCUGACCAUUUUCGCGGGAACGACCGCAAUGCAACAUGGCUACGCGACCAGAAUGACCGAGCGAUCCGAACGAUGCUGGGUGUGCUUCCCGAACCGUCCGUGUCGUCUGGUUCGUCUUCCGUGCCGGACAGUUGGCGGGCAGAAAGCGAAGAGGUCCGAGAGCAAGGGGCUCUUUUGGGUGGCGAGCUCGAGCUGGAACGCGAUGUGCGAGGAAGAUACUACUACUCGUACACAUCCUCCUCCUCGUCUGCGUCUCAGAGCCGGGACUCGGGAUAUUACGACGAGGCUCGUCUGAUGGAAGAUUCGCACCAGCUCAGACAACAGCCGAGUGUCAAUAACUGGCUCGAAGCUCAGGCGGUGCGACAGUCUCCCUCACCGGCGCCAUCAAUCAGCAAACCACCUCGAGAGGUUCACAACCCAGACUCUCCCAAUGACGUUCCGUACACAAAAGAAUCGAUUCCACCGGAACUGCUUCAAUUCUUGCCAGUCACGGCACUCCCUGCAGACAAGCUCACGGAUUGCUCAUCGUGUGGGGUGCUGCUUGACUCUAUCCGUUACGUGUGUACGAUUUGUGGGGAGAAGAAGCCCGUCAGCGAGCUGAACAAGGGGAAAGGCAAGAGCCCGCUUCCACAAUUGCAGCACCGGCCGCUCACGGAUCCCGACCCCCAUCUCCACCAUCAGCAUCCACCCAUCCAUCAUGCACACACAUAUCCCCCUCCGAUGGACUACUCGUAUCCGCCCCAACCCAGCAGCGAUCCACGCCCGACACCCAUUCGCAGCCUGGGCUCGUUGUCAUCGACCCGCUCGUCGUCUCUCAACGCGAGCAUGGAAUCGUUGCGAUCGCACAAGCCGCUCCCCAAACUCCCCGAUUCGCCGCCACACACCGAUGUCCCCAGCGCCUCCAGCUCGCAGGUGACGCUGGUCGCUCCAGAACACGGGUACGAGCUAUGCUCGGGAUGCAUCGAGCAUGCCGGAGUGACACAUGCCAUUGAGGCUGUGAGCGGAUCGGCGAUGAGUGGACCGCCAUCGGAGUGGCGUCGCCUGGCGCUGAAGAAGGGCCAGCUGAGACACGCGUUCCAUGAAAAGGCGUGGGGGCAUUUCGGAUGGGAAGACGUUGACCACGACGAGUCGCAAGUCUCCAAAUGCUCGACCUGUUCCGCUGUGACCACCCAUCAUCGAUACAAAUGUGCAUCAUGCAAGAACUUCCAUCUUUGUCGGGCUUGCUACACUCAAGUGCACGAUGUCCAUCCUUCGCAUGCGUUCAUCGUCAUACCAGAUGCGCCAAUCGUGUCUCCAAGCACAGAGGUAGACGAGUUCGAGAGCGUUCCCCCGGACAUAGUACCUCAAGGAGAACAAUCGAUGCUCCACCGUGGUGUCCGAUGUGCACAUUGCAUGUUGGAUAUUGUUGGUGCACGCUUCCAUUGUGCUAUCUGCGACUCGGUGGAUAUCUGCUCCAAUUGCGAGUCAGCCGGGUUGCCCGGUAACUUGGACUCCGCCGACGGGGGGCACAACUCGUCGCAUAUCUUGAUCAAGAUCCCGUAUCCGUUGGAAACCGAUGAGGUGCAGACGGCGAGUCGGCGGGCGAUUGACCUGUGGCAGGGCCGGGAUGCAGCAAAUGUUGGGCUUAUGCCCACAGCGAGUUCUGUGUACUCUUCCCAUGCUCGGACUGUGGUGGGAUCUGCGGUCUCGCGACAGCCUGUUGCCCAAGACAAUGACCAUCAUAUAGCGUGUCAUGGCUGUGGAAACAACAUCCUUGGCGUCCGCUACCAAUGCGGCAACUGUCCGUCGAUUCCGCAAGGUUACAGCUUGUGUGAGAAUUGCGAGCCCAACUCGUAUUCGAUCCACGACCCCGCGCACAUAUUCUUCAAGUUUCCGCGGCCCGUUCAAACGCCGCUGGCGUCUCCGCAAGGAUAUCUGCCGAAUCUCUACAAACGAGGCCCAGGUCCGGCACCAGGGACCGACGCUCGUGCAUACUUGAUGAAUCUCAAGCACACGACGGCUGUUUGUGACAGAUGCAUGUCCUCGAUCCAGGGUGUUUGGUUCCGCUGUGCGUAUUGCGGGAAGGAUUUGUGCGACGCAUGCGAAGCCGUGGACACCCAUAAUGACGCGCACUGCUUCAUGAUGUUCAAGAGUCCGGUUGAUGUCCCUGCCCUCAAGGCUUUCACGCCUACUGAAAAUCCCCUCCCGAUCAUCCCGUAUGCCAUCUAUCGAUAGUUAUCUGCACGUGUACGCUGUAUAAUAGCACACCGUAAUCGUAUAUCUCACUUGCCGUGCAGCUCCUUGUUCUUGACGGGUCUCAAAGGCGAAAUAGGGGGAAACGCAAUCACUCGUGGGCCAGGACGUGGAUCAUGAUCGGUGGCGGUGCAUAUGUCAAAGUCUGCUUCCGUCCCUUUGGGCUUCGUUAGAGGCCGCUUGCAGUAGCGACCCGGAUCCUGCCUACCGCUGUUACGAAUCGGCGGGACUUUCUCGCAGGUAUUCCGAGUUGGUCGUUUGACUCUAGGCCCCUGGGUCAUACUUACUGCUGAGUGCUGGAAUCAUGCUGCAGGCUCCAUCAACAACUGUUGCCAAGUCUGGUGCCUUUGCGGCUAAUCAUCUCGCCAUUCACACAAUGAUUCUCAAUCUAUUCCUGUGUUUCGUGCGGGGCGUUGCGUGUUUCAUCAGGUCUAAUGCAGCUCGUCGGCGCUGGUGCGGACUCGAGUCGGAAGUCCCAAGUCCCGGGCAUGCUGGGGAUCCGGGAGGUCCAUCGUACUCAAGGUCGCGAUACGGCUUGCAAGAUUGCAAACCCCAGUAGAGGUCUUGCUGGCCCUCUGGGUGCGUUCAGACAGAAGGGGCGUCGCCAGUCCGAUACUCAUCGCACCUGUUUCACGAAUUCCCGAUGGCGCAUCAGAGAGCAUCAGAUGUGGGUGACGUAUAUUGCGAGGCCUGAUGCAUAAAAGCAAGAGACCAUACGCGGUAGAUCUUCAUUCUUCUUCCUUUCCCUUCCGCUUGGUCGGCCUUUUCUCCAUUCUUUUCUCUCUUACACCCUUUUACUUUAUACAUCUUCUUCACGUUCGGUUGAUCCAGACACGUCAUGAAAGUCCCAUUCACUCUCCUCCUCACCUUUAUCCUCUCGCUCCAAGCGAUCGCCGCUCCGGUUCCCGUUGAUGAGAAUGGGUUGGAGACGCUCGAAAACAUCGAUGCUCGCAAGGUCAAGGCUGCAAAGCCCAUUGCCAAACCCAAGGCCAAACCGGUGGCGAGACCUGUAGCCAAACCCGUUGCUAAACCAGUAGCAAAGCCUGUCGCGAAACCAGUCGCGAAACCGGCUGCUAAACCAGUGGCGAAGCCUGUAGCCAAACCAGUGGCCAAACCAGUCGCGAAGCCGGUGGCCAAACCAGUUGCGAAGCCCGCCGCAAAACCGGUGGCCAAACCCGCCGCGAAGCCUGCUGCAAAGCCAGUGGCCAAACCUGCUGCAAAGCCAGUGGCCAAACCUGCUGCAAAGCCAGUCGCGAAGCCGGCCAAGAACAGACUCCCGCCUGCGACGAAGCCCGCCGCAAAGCCUGUCGCAAAGCCUGUCACGAAACCGGCUGCAAAGCCUGUCGCAAAGCCUGCCGCGAAGCCCGUGGCGAAGAAACCCGCCGCCCCGGCCAAGGCUCCCGCGAAGAAGCCCGCCGCCGCUCCCGCCAAGAAGCCUACUACCGCUAAACCUCCUGCGAAAGCACCCGCCAAGAAGCCCACGACGUCCUCCAAAGCACCUGUGACAAAGCCGUCCGCGGCUGCGAAGAAGCCUCUCUGCUCUGCUGCUCAGGUCGAGGCGCGUGAAUUCAUCGAUGUCGAGGAACGUGAGAUGGAAGAGCUCGUUGCCCGUGUCGGGCUCCGACACCCGUCCGGCCAGAGCACGGUCAACUUGUUCCACGGCGCUAGCGCUUCAAACGCCGCGAGCUUGGCUGCAGGGCACGUCGAUCUCUCGGUCACUCGCGGCACCGGAGACUUCAACCAUCGUCCUGAGGUCGCUGGUGGCUUCUACAUGACUGACAGUCUCGUCGCUGCCGCGCAGUUUGCUUGUUUCGGUAUUCCCGGCCAGCGUCCCGCCCAGGUCGACGUUCUAGAGUACAAAUGGACCGGGGGCAGUGCUCAAGUCUUCAACUUCCCCGGUGAGACAGCGGAUUGGUUGGCCUUCCAACAGUACAAUGCAAACCCGAAUGCUGUCGAGAACACGGCCAGCCCCUUCCACGCCAAAGCCCUCCAGAUCUACCAGAACGACAUGAUUGUCGGCCCGCUCAACGGCCCUGUCGACGUCCUCUUGACAAACAGCUUCCAGCAAUAUGCGGUCGUGAAACAACCCGCGGCCGACGCCCAUCUCCAGCUCGUCUCGCGUCACAGAAACAUCAUCUGCAGGAACGUUCCCACUGGACAAGAGCUGACAAAUGGGUUGUACGCCCAGGGACAGGCUGGAAAUGCCAAAUUCAACACCCGCCUGGCCAAGCUGACCGACCCCAACUUCCAGCCCGGAGGAGGAAAGUGUGUGAUCCAGUAAGGAGAGGUUCGAGAAGAGAUUCUUUACGUGCUGUUGUCGUCGAUGUGAAUUUAUGUAGCUUUAUC